Pieris macdunnoughi is the source of this 2451-nucleotide messenger RNA. The record is from the annotation of a GenBank genome assembly. Lineage: Eukaryota; Metazoa; Arthropoda; Insecta; Lepidoptera; Pieridae.
AUGAGUGAUAGUAAUCAUUAUAAAAAAAAAGAAAUUAUCUGGUUACCAGAAUUUAAUGAGGAAAAGAAAACAAGAAGAAGAACAGAAUUUAACGCUCUACAGAAAAGGUCUGUUACAGUUUUUCGAUAUGAUGCCGCCGAAGUAACGUCCGUCCCUCUGCCUGAUACACCAUUGUCACCGCCAAGACAAUUAUCGUCACCAAUACCAACUUUUUCCAAAGAUGACCCUGGACUCUGGCCAAAAGUUUUCAAUUCUACUGUGAUCCAGUAUUUAAUAGAAAAUCCGAUUAAACAAAUCAAACUGUAUAAUUUUCCGCGUGACUCUUCGGGGCGAAAAUUUUCCGAGUAUUAUUAUGAAAGGCAUUUAGGAAACGGUGAAAAGUAUCACAGAGAGUGGCUGCUGUAUUCAGUGUCCAAAAAUGCCGUUUAUUGCUUCUGUUGCAAGCUAUUUGAAUCAAAACAUAACAAUAAAUUCUGCGAGGGAAUUAGUGAUUGGCAACAUCUCGCUUUGUAUUGCAGCCGACAUGAGAAAAGUUCUGCUCAUUUCAAUAAUUAUAAAAAAUGGACAGAUUUAUGUCACGCUCUUAAAAAUAAAAACACUAUUGAUAGUAUUCAACAAAAACUUUUAGAGGUUGAAAAACAGCGCUGGUACGAUGUAAUCAAAAGAAUAAUAUAUGUGGUCCAAUUUCUAAGUUCACAAAAUAUGGCUUUUCGUGGCCAAAGCCGAAAAUUAUACGACCGUAACAAUGGUAAUUUUUUAAAAUGUAUUGAACUGUUAGGAAAAUUCGAUCUUUCAAUGACUGAACAUAUACGACGCGUAACUAAUGAUUCGGAUUUCAAAAAUAUGCCGACUUAUCUUGGAGAUAAGAUCCAAAAUGAAAUAAUUUACAUACUAGGUAACAAAAUUCAACAUUUUAUUUUAAAUUUAUGUCAAAUUAAUAAAUAUUUUUCAAUAAUACUUGAUUGUACACCUGACGUUUCACACGUAGAGCAAAUUAGUAUUAUAAUAAGAUUUGUCUAUUUUAACACAGAAAAUAGAAAGUUGGAAAUAAGCGAGCAUUUCCUAGCUUUCUGUCCAAUUAUCGAUACAACUGGCGCUGGAUUAACGUCAUUUAUAGUAGAAAAACUAGCCGAAAUUAAUUUAGACAUAAACAACUUAAGGGGACAGGGCUAUGAUAAUGGAUCAAAUAUGCGCGGUAAGAAUAAUGGUCUUCAAAAAAGAUUGCUGGAUCUAAAUCCCCGCGCUUUCUAUGUACCGUGCGCUAGCCAUAGUUUAAAUUUAAUAGUAAACGACGCUGCCAAUCUCAAUUAUCAUACGACUGGAUUUUUUAGUAUUGUACAAGAAUUAUACAAAUAUUUUUCGUCCUCUACCAAAAGAUGGGAUAUAUUAAAAAAAUAUGUCUUAAAUCUGACCUUAAAACCAUUGUCUGAAACAAGAUGGUCAAGCAGAAUAGAUGCUAUCAAACCGCUGUUUACAAAUUUACCAGAAAUUUAUGAUGCCUUAUAUGAAAUAUCAAAUGGUAUAUCAUAUGAUCAGAAGGCAAAAUAUGACGCUAAAUGUCUAGCAGAAAAAAUAUGCUCCUUUUCAUUCAUUUGUUCACUAAAUAUAUGGCAUAUGAUUUUGACAAAAGUAAAUUUUGUGAGCAAAAUUCUGCAGUCCAUCGAUAUGAAUAUGCAAGUUGCUUUAGAUGCUUUAACGGAAUUGAAGAAGUUUUUGAUAAAAAUUAGAACCGACGCAAAUUUUGAGGAAAUUGUAAAUGAUGCCAUGAAAAUUGCCGAAAAAUUAAAUGUCGAGGCUGAAUUUGAAACUUCCAGAUCCAGACCCCUAAGACGUCGUAAGACUCCAAAGAGUUUUGAUUAUGAACACGAAGAUCAUACUAUAAAUGAUCUGAAGACCGCUUUUAAAAUUAAUGUAUUUUUCUAUAUAUUGGAUCAAGCUUUAUCCUCCGUAGAUGAAAGAUUUAAUUUAUUAAAUAAUCAAAAUGACGUGUUUAAUUUUUUAUUCAAACUAAGUGAUGACCAAGACCAAGCUAGAUUAAGAAGUAGCUGUCAUCAUUUGCAAAAAAAACUUUCUGCGAAUGAUUCAUUGGAUAUUAACGCCGAUGAUUUGUAUGAAGAAAUUGUGUCGUGUCAGUCUCUUUUCAAAAAAUUAAAUAAUGAUGUGGUGAAAAUUCUCGAAUUUAUAUAUUUAAACAAUUUGACAGCUGUUUGCCCUAACAUCACCAUAGCAUUAAGAAUUUUGCUAACUAUGCCAGUUACCGUAGCAAGCGCGGAAAGGUCCUUUUCUAAAUUAAAACUUAUAAAAAAUUACCUGCGGUCAACAAUGAGCCAGGAAAGACUAACAAAUUUAGCAACAAUAUCCAUAGAGGAGGCCAUAUUAGACCAAAUAGACAUACACGAGAUUAUUAAGGAUUUCACAAACAGAAAAGCGAGAAGAGUGGAAAUAAUAUAA